AUGAGUAGAGCGUGGUCGUCAAAGGAAGAUGAAUUCCUUGUUAGACUUGGCAACGGAGAAAAUGGAAGAAGGAUGAGAGCAACCUAUUUGAAUCAUAAAACCGCAAAGCAAUGUGCUGAUAGGUUGAAAGACAUUCGGGGAUAUAUCGACAGACCAUUUACUCCUUUUGAGUAUAAUAUGAUUCGGCAGUUGUACCAGAAAUAUGGCCCUCGAUGGAGAAGAAUGUCCGCAGUUCUCCGCCGUCCUCCUCAAGCAAUAAUGGAGUGUUGGCUUUCUUUAAAAGCUAUGGAUGAUGAGAUACGCAAACAAAUGUCUGUCCAACGACUUCUUUCUUAA
Messenger RNA from Paraglomus brasilianum, 336 nucleotides. NCBI's taxonomy places the organism in Eukaryota, Fungi, Glomeromycota, Glomeromycetes, Paraglomerales, Paraglomeraceae. The record is from the annotation of a GenBank genome assembly.